This is a messenger RNA of Macadamia integrifolia, 1541 nucleotides long. RefSeq names its product beta-catenin-like protein 1. The record is from RefSeq and is a predicted model, not a curated record. Bases 267 to 1541 code for a protein of 424 amino acids. The transcript has 2 exons. NCBI's taxonomy places the organism in Eukaryota, Viridiplantae, Streptophyta, Magnoliopsida, Proteales, Proteaceae. Gene Ontology annotation, cellular component: spliceosomal complex.
UUCCCAAAACCACCAAACGACAGGGACCUAAAGCGCAUUUUACCUGCUUGCCCUUCUCGUUUCUUCCAUUCUCCGACUGAGGAAAACGACUAUCAGAGUCCCUGUCUCUUCUCAUUGUUAUCACAGCCGUGUUUUCUUCUCUCAGACAGCAAAAAAGCUCCCCUCCCAAACCCGAAUAAACUCGGAAAACCCUAAUUGUCAGUCUUCACACACUCUCUUGCUCUCUCUUUCUGCUCUGUGCUCUUGGGUUUCGUCUAUGCUAAGCGAUGGACCAUAGAAACUCCACCACCAACCAUACUUCCAAGCGAAAAAGAGACGAUUCUGAACUCCCCCUCGAGAACGGCGGCGGCUUCACCGGUGGCGUCGAUCUCUCCCUCCUCGAAGCCGUCGAGAAGUCUCAGAACUCUAUCGAAGUCCUUGACCUCCGAACCCUAAAAAAGAUUGUCCUCUCCUUCGAACGCCGUCUCCGCGACAACCUCGAAGCUCGCCUCAAGUACCCCGACCAACCUGAACGGUUCGCCGAUUCUGAAGUCGAACUUCACGAAGAGAUCGACAAGCUUAAGAUCCUUGCUGGUGGUCCUGAGCUCUACCCAGAGCUCGUGAACCUCAACACGGUUCCGUCCAUUUUGGGGUUGCUUGGUCAUGACAACACAGACAUUGCAAUCGAUGUGGUUGGAUUGCUUCAAGACCUCACUGAUGAAGAUGUUCUUGAAGAUAAUGAUGAACCGGCUCGGAUUCUAGUCGAUUCCUUGGUCGAAAACAAUGCUCUUGAGUUGCUAGUUCAGAAUCUUGGGAGACUGAAUGAGAGCGAUCCAGAUGAGGUUACAGCGAUUUAUAACACUCUUGCUACGAUCGAGAACAUGAUUGAAGUGAAACCGGCUGUGGCGGAACUCGUCUGCGAGAGGACCAAGUUGUUGCGGUGGCUAUUGGGGAAAAUUAAGGUUCGAGAGUUUGAUAGCAACAAGCAGUAUGCGUCGGAAAUUCUUGCAAUUCUGUUGCAGAAUAGUACUGCAAACCAGAAGAGGUUGGGGCAGAUGAAUGGUGUUGAUGUGGUAUUACAGGCGGUUGCACUUUAUAAGUCUAGGGACCCAAGGAGUUCGGACGAGGAGGAAAUGUUGGAGAAUUUGUUUGAUUGUUUGUGUUGUUUGUUGAUGCCAGUGGAGAAUAAGGAGAGGUUUGUGAAUGCCGAAGGUGUUGAGUUGAUGAUUAUUAUCAUGAAGCAAAAGAAAUCAGCUUAUGGGUCUGCAAUAAGGGCGCUUGAUUUUGCUAUGACGAAGUACCCUCCUGCUUGUGAACGGUUUGUGGAUGUUUUGGGGUUAAAGACUGCAUUUUCCGCUUUCAUGGGCAAGGUCAGAACUUCACAGCCUGCACAUGCUAUUUCUGUGAUGUUUUUCUAUAUUGGUCAUUCUGUUACAUCUAUUACUGCACUGCAAUUCUUUAAUUUUUCCCUUCCGAACACUGGUUUCUAUUUUCUGAUCAGUUUAGCUUCCAUUUCUGAAUCGCCUCCAUCAGUUUCUAAUUGUUCUUCCUCGAGAUUCUAA